CAGCACUUGCUGACACUUCCUAGCGCCGCCUUUCACCAAAACAGGCAACUUUACAACCGGAGCCUGCUGCAGAGCUAUACCCCUACUUCAGAUAUCUAAAUUAGGUUUCUAACUUACCCAAAUGUCGUACCACAAGGGGAGUUAGACGACUAUACUCGAGGAAGUGUAUUAUUUGUGUAUUUUAAUAGCGAUUUUUAAAGCUGUACGCUGGUAACAGCUAUGAUGGCGUCCAGCUACAGUGCUAAAGAGGAAGACGGUCAUAUCUCCGGGGCGGCGGGACUCGGCGGUGCCGCAAUACGGACUAGAAAGCCUGACAACACCGCGUUCAAACAGCAGCGCUUGCCCGCCUGGCAGCCCAUCCUGACCGCGGGGACUGUACUACCCGCUUUUUUCGUCAUCGGCCUCAUCUUUAUCCCCAUAGGAAUCGGCCUGUACGUCACAUCCAACAACAUCAAAGAGUUCGAGAUCGAUUAUACUGGGACUGACAUGUCGAGCCCGUGUUAUGAGUGCUCUAUGAACUACAGCUGGAACAACACGACUCCAUGCAAAUGUGUCAUUGCCUUUAGCUUAGACCAGGCUUUCGAGAGUAAUGUUUUCAUGUACUACGGCCUCUCAAAUUUUUACCAAAACCAUCGCCGAUAUGUGAAGUCCAGAGAUGACAGCCAGCUCAAUGGAGAUGAUCGCUCACUAAAGGAACCAAGCAAAGAAUGUGAGCCGUACCGUACUAAUGACAACAAGCCUAUUGCCCCAUGUGGAGCUAUUGCUAAUAGCAUGUUUAAUGACACACUGGACUUGUAUUUCAUCGAUCCCAACGGAAAUAAAACCCGAAUUCCCUUGAUCAAAAAAGGAAUUGCAUGGUGGACAGACAAGCAUGUAAAGUUCAGAAACCCUGGGGGCAGUAACCCAAAUCUUACAGCUGUAUUUCUAGAGACAGCAAAGCCAAUCAACUGGCGCAAACCUGUUUAUGAACUGGACGCAGACGCAGAAAACAAUGGCUUCAUAAACGAGGAUUUCAUUGUGUGGAUGCGCACAGCUGCCCUGCCCACCUUUAGGAAGCUCUACCGCAUCAUUCAAAAGAGUAACAACAUGUCACCCACAUUACCCAAAGGAAAUUACACUCUGGAGGUUAUCUACAAUUAUCCCGUCCGCAGCUUUGAAGGCAGGAAGCGAGUGAUCCUCAGCACCAUCUCCUGGAUGGGUGGGAAAAACCCCUUCCUGGGCAUCGCAUACAUAACCGUGGGCUCCAUUUGCUUCUUCCUUGGCGUAGUGCUCCUCUUCAUUCAUCACAAAUACGGAAACCGUAACAACAGCUGUGAUAUUCCUAAUUAAGCUUGCAUGUCACAUGGUGGACAUCCACUGUUCAAACUCCAAUGUCUGUGUGUCCGAAUAGCAUGCACAGUGUAUUGCUUUAGAGGUGCAAGAGAGCAUUUGACCACUUGGAUGUUCUGUUACUUUAUUUCUCAGGAUAACGGUUUUUGUUUAUGGUUCAUUUCAAGCAUGUAGAUCUGUGUACUUGUUCGCUUAAGACAGGGGUGUCAAAUUCAGUUCCUGGAGGGCCGGGGUCUCUGCAGAGUUUAGAUCCAUUUCUAAUCAAACACAUCUGAUGCAGCUAAUCAAAGUCUUCAGGAUUACUAAAAAAUUUGGUGUGUUGGAGCUUAACUCUGUAGGACGCCGGCCCUCCAGAAACCGAGUUUGACACCCCUGGCCUAAGAUGUUUCGAUCGUUGAUGUGUCUAUUUAUGACUAAGGUCAGUGUGACAUUACAUCCAUGAGAAUGAUGCUGUAUAUGUAAAUGAAUGUAUAUUUGUGUUUCUUGGAGAUGGUUUUAUUUCUGGCCAAAGUGAUUUUAAAAACAGGUCAACAUAAUAUAUGAGUAAUUUAUUUUUCACUGUUAAAUUUAAAAGGAGACAAUUUCAAUAUACUUAUUUCCUACAUAAAGGCAAAUAACAUAGCUUUGCUACUUUGUAGUGCCAGGUUAUGGUAGCUUUAAUCAAACUUGAGGACUUGAAGUUAUUUGGUAUUGAAGAUGUUUGUGCUUCGCUGUGUGUACUUUACGGCUUGCAAGGACCAAACGUUUUGUGUCUGUUUAAUUGAAACUGUCUCUAGCUUUUUCUUUGUGAAAUCUUUUUUUAUUAUGCGUUUGAUUUAAUGAUUUAAGCAUGUCUGCCGGGCCUCUAACAUAUACGCACUUUAGAAUAUGACAAGCCAUCAGUUUUUAGGAAGUGUGCAUUUUAUUGUUGGAUGAAUAAAAUGUCUAAAUACUGAAA
Molecule: messenger RNA, 2266 nt
Organism: Misgurnus anguillicaudatus (oriental weatherfish)
Lineage: Eukaryota; Metazoa; Chordata; Actinopteri; Cypriniformes; Cobitidae
Gene: cdc50ab
Product: transmembrane protein 30Ab
Biological process (GO): phospholipid translocation
Cellular component (GO): Golgi apparatus; plasma membrane; endoplasmic reticulum
Source: RefSeq, a predicted model, not a curated record